This is a messenger RNA of Mucor mucedo, 871 nucleotides long. RefSeq lists its product as uncharacterized. The coding region runs from base 5 to 871 and encodes 288 amino acids. NCBI's taxonomy places the organism in Eukaryota, Fungi, Mucoromycota, Mucoromycetes, Mucorales, Mucoraceae. The record is from RefSeq and is a predicted model, not a curated record. The transcript has a single exon.
AAUAAUGCUUCACGUACAAGACUCCUUUGGACAUAAUUCAAGCCUUUUGAUGACUCCUCCAGUGACAGCUAUUGUCCAACCACAACCAAGCACUUCUUCUAGAUCAAACAAGGUAGUUGAGCAAUUAGGUAGUAAGUUAGACAUGGUUCAUAGAGAUAUCGCAGCUACUAGACAGCAAUUGGAAACGAUUCGCCAAACAAAAUUGCAGCAUGAAAAAGAUUCUUUGAACUACACAAACUCUAAUAAAUUAUUUCGAACUCGCAUUAAAGAAAUUAUGCAGAUUCUGGAAUCGAAGCAAAAAAUAUUAGAAGGCACAAAGGGUUCUUCCAGCCAACUUGAAUUAAAAGUAAAGCAGCUAAAAGAUGAAGCAUUGGCCUCUCGUCAUCAACUGGAAGACUUGAGAAGAAGAGAACAGGUGUUGGAACAUGAUCGUGAUGUGGCCGUAAAAGAAAAAAACCAAAUCAAACAAAAGCAAAACCUCCUUCAGGAUUCAAUUGAUCAACUCCGUAUUAGAUGUGAACGAGAAAUGGCCUUACUGCAAAAAGAUUACUCUGUCCUUAUUGAGCAAGCAAGAAAUAUCACUGAUAGAAAUGAGCAUCUCAUUGAAUUAAUCACUUUAAAGCUAAAGCAGAGAAGACAGUAUAUCGAGAGCCUGGCUUUGAUGAAAAGACAGCUUCGAUCAAAUACCGAAACUUUUGUAGAAAAUGUAAGGACUCAUCUGCAAGCGUUGAAAACGGAGAUUCAAGACUCUGCAUUGCAGACUAAAGAUUGCACUAUAGCUGCAAUACAAUGUCGAGGUGAAGUGAAUGGUCUUGUCACAAGAAUUAAAACAAUUGCUGCUGAAAUUACUGCCUCUGAAGAAAGAUCAUAA